This is a messenger RNA of Phoenix dactylifera (date palm), 7186 nucleotides long. NCBI's taxonomy places the organism in Eukaryota, Viridiplantae, Streptophyta, Magnoliopsida, Arecales, Arecaceae. The record is from RefSeq and is a predicted model, not a curated record.
UGCAAAGAGCAUGCUUUAUGAUGACUCUGUUACUUGGACCACCAGGAUGUGGAAAAACUACUCUAUUGCUAGCACUUGCCGGGAAAGUGGACAAAUUCCUCAAGGUAACAGGAGAAGUUUCUUACAAUGGCUUCAGGUUGGAGGAGUUUGUUCCUGAGAAAACAUCAGUUUACAUAAGCCAAUAUGAUUUGCAUAUUCCUGAGAUGACAGUGAGGGAGAUUUUGGACUUUUCAGCAUGCUUUCAAGGUGUAGGGAGCAGAGCAGAAAUUAUGAAGGAAGUGAUCAAAAGGGAGAAGCAAGCAGGAAUCAUCCCUGAACCAGACAUAGACACGUAUAUGAAGGCAAUAUCAGUGGAAGGAUUAGAAAGAAGUCUCCAAACGGACUAUAUCUUGAAGAUCAUGGGACUGGACAUCUGUGCAGACACAAUUGUAGGGGAUGCCAUGAGAAGAGGCAUCUCAGGUGGACAGAAGAAAAGACUGACCACAGGAGAGAUGAUUGUUGGACCAACAAAAGUUCUUCUUAUGGAUGAGAUAUCAACUGGCCUAGACAGCUCAACUACCUUCCAGAUUGUUACUUGCCUCCAACAAUUGGCACAUAUUUCAGAAUCUACUGUGGUGGUUUCACUUCUUCAACCAGCACCGGAGACCUAUGACCUCUUUGAUGACAUUAUUUUAAUGGCUGAAGGGAAGAUAGUAUACCAUGGCCCUCGCAGUCAUAUUCUCAACUUUUUUGAAGAAUGUGGUUUCAGAUGCCCAGAAAGAAAAGGAGUAGCUGACUUUCUCCAGGAGGUGUUGUCCCGAAAGGAUCAACAGCAGUAUUGGUUCCAUCUAGACAAAAGCUAUAAUUAUGUCUCUGUAGAUCAAUUCGCUCAAAAAUUCAAAGUAUAUCACAUUGGACAGAGUUUACACGAGGAGCUAUCAAAGCCUUAUGGAAAGUCCCAAUGCCAUAAAAAUGCUUUAUCAUUCAGUACUUAUUCAUUAUCAAAAUGGGAACUAUUUAAAACUUGCAUGGCAAGGGAAUUGCUUCUCAUGAAGAGGAAUUCAUUUGUUUAUAUAUUCAAAACAACACAGCUUGCAAUUAUUGCAAUCAUAACAAUGACUGUAUUCCUGCGUACACAUAUGGGGGUUGAUUUGAUCCAUGCUAAUUACUAUAUGGGUUCACUCUUUUAUGCACUCCUCUUAUUUACAGUUAAUGGAUUCCCAGAAUUGGCUAUGACAGUUUCAAGACUACCAGUUUUUUAUAGGCAAAGGGACUUUUACUUUUAUCCUGCAUGGGCAUAUACAAUUCCAGCUUGCAUCCUAAAAAUUCCAAUCUCAUUAAUAGAGUCUUUACUUUGGACAUCUCUUACUUACUAUGUCAUUGGAUAUAGUCCUGAGGCAGUAAGGUUCUUUCGCCACUUCCUUAUACUUUUCCUUGUCCAUCAAAUGUCAUUAUCCCUUUUUCGUUUUCUUGCCUCAUAUUUCCAGACAUUGGUGGCUUCUACAAUUAGUGGCACCAUGUCCACGCUAGUUAUCUUUUUGUUUGGAGGCUUUCUUCUCCCACAGCCCUCUAUACCUGGUUGGUUGAAGUGGGGAUUCUGGAUUUCUCCAUUAACAUAUACCGAGAUAGGCUUAACUGUAAAUGAAUUUCGUGCACCAAGAUGGCAAAAGAUGUCAUCAGCAAAUACCACUAUAGGGCAGCAAGUCCUGACAAGCCGUGGACUGAACUACAAUAGCUACUUUUAUUGGAUAUCAGUUGGGGCAUUGCUUGGGUACAUUCUACUUUUCAAUGUUGCAUUUACGUUGGCCUUAACUUUUAAAAGAUCUAUUGGGGUCUCUCGUGCUAUUAUCUCUCGUGCAAAGCUUUCUCAGAUGCAAAGAGGAGGAGAUAUUGAUAACUCAACAAUCCUAACAAAUCAGUCCAGAAAGGUGCCCCAGACAAGUACUGCUGAACCCAAAAGAAAUGGAAGGAUGGUUUUACCUUUUAUUCCCCUCACAGUGACAUUCCAAGAUGUGAAUUACUAUGUUGAUACUCCACUGGAAAUGAGAGAACAGGGUUAUGCAGAAAGAAGACUCCAACUGCUCCACAAUAUCACUGGUGCAUUCAGGCCUGGUAUCCUUUCAGGACUAAUGGGUGUGAGUGGAGCAGGAAAAACCACUCUUUUGGAUGUUCUUGCUGGAAGAAAAACUGGAGGUCUUAUUGAAGGAGACAUAAGAAUUGGAGGGUAUCCCAAGGUACAAGAAACUUUUGCCAGAAUAUCAGGUUAUUGUGAACAGACUGACACACAUUCUCCACAAAUUACCGUAGAAGAAUCUGUAAUCUAUUCAGCUUGGCUGCGUCUACCCUCUCAAAUUGAUCCAAAAACAAGACACGAAUUUGUGAAUGAAGUCCUUGAAACAAUUGAGCUUGAUGAAAUCAAAGAUGCUUUAGUUGGCAUACCUGGAGUCAAUGGUCUAUCCACUGAGCAACGAAAACGACUAACAAUUGCAGUGGAGCUUGUUUCAAAUCCAUCCAUUAUAUUUAUGGAUGAACCAACAUCAGGUCUAGAUGCUCGAGCAGCCGCAAUUGUCAUGCGUGCAGUAAAAAAUGUUGCCGAAACUGGAAGGACAGUUGUCUGCACUAUACACCAACCUAGCAUUGAGAUAUUUGAGGCAUUUGAUGAGCUAAUUUUAAUUAAAAGGGGAGGGGAGUUAAUCUAUACAGGACCACUAGGACGGCACUCAAGUAAAGUUAUUGAAUAUUUUGAGGGUAUUAACGGAGUACCACGAAUAAAAGAAAACUACAAUCCAGCAACAUGGAUGUUGGAAGUUACCUCUACAUCAGUUGAAGUGCAACUUCAAAUAGAUUUUGCACACAUAUACAGAGAAUCACCUCUAUUCAAGGACAAUGAAGAUCUAGUCAAACAAUUGAGUACACCGCCACCAGAUUCAAAAGAUCUGAAUUUCCCAACUCGUUUUGCACAAAAUGGUUGGGGACAAUUCAAGGCAUGUCUGUGGAAACAAUACUGGUCUUAUUGGAGAAGUCCUUCAUACAACUUGGUGCGGAUAGUAUUCAUGAUGUUUGCAUCUGUGCUAUUUGCAGUAUUGUUCAGGAAGCAGGGAAAAACAAUAAACAAUCAACAAGGUUUGUUCAACAUCCUGGCAUCGAUGUACAUCACCACUAUCAUCACUGGGAUAAACAACUGCUCAUCAGUUUUACCAUUUGUUGCAACCGAACGCACUGUUCUCUAUCGGGAAAAAUCUGCAGGAAUGUAUUCUCCAUGGGCUUAUUCAUUUGCACAGGUGGUCAUCGAGAUCCCCUAUAUAUUUCUUCAGGUAGUACUGUUUAUGUUCAUAGCAUAUCCAGCAAUUGGCUACUACUGGACAGCUUAUAAGUUCAUAUGGUUCUUCUAUACCAUGUUUUGCACAUUGCUCUACUAUGUUUACCUUGGAAUGUUGCUCGUUUCAUUGACCCCGAAUAUCCAAGUGGCUUCCAUAUUGGCAUCUGUUUGCUACACCUUACUAAUUCUCUUCUCAGGCUUUGUGGUGCCUCGUCCAGAUCUUGCCAGAUUGACAGGCUUCAGGACUCAAGAGGCUAAAAUUUGCAUUUUAAAAGACAUCAGCGGGAUCAUCAAGCCCUCCAGGAUGACUCUCUUACUUGGACCACCAGGAUGUGGAAAAACUACUCUAUUGCUAGCACUCGCCGGGAAACUGGACAAAUUCCUCAAGGUAACAGGAGAAGUUUCUUACAAUGGCUUCAGGUUGGAGGAGUUUGUUCCUGAGAAAACAUCAGUUUACAUAAGCCAAUAUGAUUUGCAUAUUCCUGAGAUGACAGUGAGGGAGAUUUUGGACUUUUCAGCACGCUUUCAAGGUGUAGGGAGCAGAGCAGAAAUUAUGAAGGAAGUGAUCAAAAGGGAGAAGCAAGCAGGAAUCAUCCCUGAACCAGACAUAGACACGUAUAUGAAGGCAAUAUCAGUGGAAGGAUUAGAAAGAAGUCUCCAAACGGACUAUAUCUUAAAGAUCAUGGGACUGGACAUCUGUGCAGACACAAUUGUAGGGGAUGCCAUGAGAAGAGGCAUCUCAGGUGGACAGAAGAAAAGACUGACCACAGGAGAGAUGAUUGUUGGACCAACAAAAGUUCUUCUUAUGGAUGAGAUAUCAACUGGCCUAGACAGCUCAACUACCUUCCAGAUUGUUACUUGCCUCCAACAAUUGGCACAUAUUUCAGAAUCGACUGUGGUGGUUUCACUUCUUCAACCAGCACCUGAGACCUAUGACCUCUUUGAUGACAUUAUUUUAAUGGCUGAAGGGAAGAUAGUAUACCAUGGCCCUCGCAGUCAUAUUCUCAACUUUUUUGAAGAAUGUGGUUUCAGAUGCCCAGAAAGAAAAGGAGUAGCUGACUUUCUCCAGGAGGUGUUGUCCCGAAAGGAUCAACAACAGUAUUGGUUCCAUUUAGACAAAAGCUAUAAUUAUGUCUCUGUAGAUCGACUCGCUCAAAAAUUCAAAGCAUAUCACAUUGGACAGAGUUUACAGAAGGAGCUAUCAAAGCCUUAUGGCAAGUCCCAAUGCCAUCAAAAUGCUUUAUCAUUCUAUACUUAUUCACUAUCAAAAUGGGAACUGUUUAAAACUUGCAUGGCAAGGGAAUUGCUUCUCAUGAAGAGGAAUUCAUUUGUUUAUAUAUUCAAAACAACACAGCUUGCAAUUAUUGCAAUCAUAACAAUGACUGUAUUCCUGCGUACACAUAUGCGGGUUGAUUUGAUCCAUGCUAAUUACUAUAUGGGUUCACUCUUUUAUGCACUCCUCUUACUCCUGGUUAAUGGAUUCCCAGAAUUGGCUAUGACAGUUUCUAGACUACCAGUUUUUUACAGGCAAAGAGACUUUUACUUCUAUCCUGCAUGGGCAUAUGCAAUUCCAGCUUGCAUCCUAAAAAUUCCAAUCUCAUUAAUAGAGUCUUUACUUUGGACAUCUCUUACUUACUAUGUCAUUGGAUAUAGUCCUGAGGCAGUAAGGAAGCGUAGUUUAGUACAUAACCAUGUUCAGUCUAUUCCUCUAUCCUCACAAUUCAUAAAUCCUUACGGUUUCUUCUUAUGUUAUUUCAGGUUCUUCCGCCAGUUCCUUAUACUUUUCCUCGUCCAUCAAAUGUCAUUAUCCCUUUUCCGUUUUCUUGCCUCAUAUUUCCAAACAUUGGUGGCUUCUACAAUUAGUGGCACCAUGUCUAUGCUAGUUAUCUUUUUGUUUGGAGGCUUUAUUCUCCCACAGCCCUCUAUACCUGGUUGGUUGAAGUGGGGAUUCUGGAUUUCUCCAUUAACAUAUACUGAGAUAGGCUUAACUGUAAAUGAAUUUCGUGCACCAAGAUGGCAAAAGAUGUCAUCAGCAAAUACCACUAUAGGGCAGCAAGUCCUGACAAGCCGUGGACUGAACUACAAUAGCUACUUUUAUUGGAUAUCAGUCGGGGCAUUGCUUGGGUACAUUCUACUUUUCAAUGUUGCAUUUAUGUUGGCCUUAACUUUUAAAAGAUCUAUUGGGGUCUCUCGUGCUAUUAUCUCUCGUGCAAAGCUUUCUCAGAUGCAAAAAGGAGGAGAUAUUGAUAACUCAACAGUCCUAACAAAUCAGUCCAGAAAGGUGCCCCAGACAAGUACUGCUGAACCCAAAAGAAAUGGAAGGAUGGUUUUACCUUUUAUUCCCCUCACAGUGACAUUCCAAGAUGUGAAUUACUAUGUUGAUACUCCACUGGAAAUGAGAGAACAGGAUUAUGCAGAAAGAAGACUCAAACUGCUCCACAAUAUCACUGGCGCAUUCAGGCCUGGUAUCCUUUCAGGACUAAUGGGUGUGAGUGGAGCAGGGAAAACCACUCUUUUGGAUGUUCUUGCUGGAAGAAAAACUGGAGGUCUUGUUGAAGGAGACAUAAGAAUUGGAGGGUAUCCUAAGGUACAAGAAACUUUUGCCAGAAUAUCAGGUUAUUGUGAACAGACUGACACACAUUCUCCACAAAUUACCGUAGAAGAAUCUGUAAUAUAUUCAGCUUGGCUGCGUCUACCCUCUCAAAUUGAACCAAAAACAAGACACGAAUUUGUGAAUGAAGUCCUUGAAACAAUUGAGCUUGAUGAAAUCAAAGAUGCUUUAGUUGGCAUACCUGGAGUCAAUGGUCUAUCCACUGAGCAACGAAAACGACUAACAAUUGCAGUGGAGCUUGUUUCAAAUCCAUCCAUUAUAUUUAUGGAUGAACCAACAUCAGGUCUAGAUGCUCGAGCAGCCGCAAUUGUCAUGCGUGCAGUAAAAAAUGUUGCCGAAACUGGAAGGACAGUUGUCUGCACUAUACACCAACCUAGCAUUGAGAUAUUUGAGGCAUUUGAUGAGCUAAUUUUAAUGAAAAGGGGAGGGGAGUUAAUCUAUACGGGACCACUAGGACAGCACUCAAGUAAAGUUAUUGAAUAUUUUGAGGGUAUUAACGGAGUACCACGAAUAAAAGAAAACUACAAUCCAGCAACAUGGAUGUUGGAAGUUACCUCUACAUCAGUUGAGGUGCAACUUGGAAUAGAUUUUGCACACAUAUACAGAGAAUCACCUCUAUUCAAGGACAAUGCAGAGCUAGUUAAACAAUUGAGUACACCACCACCAGAUUCAAAAGAUCUGAAUUUCCUAACUCGUUUUCCACAAAAUGGUUGGGGACAAUUCAAAGCAUGUCUGUGGAAACAAUACCGGUCUUAUUGGAGAAGUCCUUCAUACAACUUGGUGCGGAUAGUAUUCACGAUCUUUGCAUCUGUGGUAUUUGCAGUAUUGUUCUGGAAGCAGGGAAAACAAUAAACAAUCAACAAGGUUUGUUCAACAUCCUGGCAUCAAUGCACAUGGCCACUAUCAUCACUGGGAUAAACAACUGCUCAUCAGUUUUACCAUUUGUUGCAACCGAACGCACUGUUCUGUAUCGGGAAAAAUUUGCAGGAAUGUAUUCUGCAUGGGCUUAUUCAUUUGCACAGGUGGUCAUCGAGAUCCCCUAUAUAUUUCUUCAGGUAGUACUGUUUAUGUUCAUAGCAUAUCCAGCAAUUGGCUACUACUGGACAGCUUAUAAGUUCAUAUGGUUCUUCUAUACCAUGUUUUGCACCUUGCUCUACUAUGUUUACCUUGGAAUGUUGCUCGUUUCGUUGACCCCAAAUAUCCAAGUGGCUUCCAUAUUGGCAUCUGUUUGCUACACCUUACUAAAUCUCUUCUCAGGCUUUGUGGUGCCUCGUCCA